CAAACAUGUCAAGUACUUGUCCAUACUUUGAUAUUGCUGUCGUAAGCUAUAAAUCUAAUUGAAACACGAAUUUAUUUAACUUUAGCCUAAUUUAAAGAUUAAUUCAGAACAUUUUUGUCUCAACAUGACAAACAUAUAUGUAGAAUUUGUUAACCCAGACUAUUUACCAGUUGAAAAAUUAACACUCUCUGUUUCUAAUGACGGUGUUGUACAAAACAUUAAAGCUUUGGAUACAUACUGGGUGGAGAAGAGAAAAUUUCCUCCAUAUGAAAGGCCACCUUCCAGCAGCAACCUUGUGCUAGGAGCAGUUGAUGCUUGGAUUAUGAAGAUGAAAGUAUAUCUAGAGGAUCUGAAGUUUCUGCUGGCAUUACCACAUCAUAGGUUUUGGAGUACAAUAUUAUAUCACACAAGUUGUAUGGAUGCAUUAGUGUCGUUCCUGCAAGAGGCCAGUCCCCCAUACAUGCCUCCGCACGAGAACAAAGAUGUACAGAAAUUGUAUGAGGAAAUCAGAAGACUGGUUCUUAUUAUUUUUAGUAGACUAAUUACGAACAAAGAAAGUAAAAUAUGUUGGAUGAGCAAAGAAUAUAUGGCAUCAUUGGUAUAUGACAGGUUUGUGUUCACAGUGCCAGUGAUAUGGGAUAUAUGUCUGACGUAUGGUGUUGACAACCAGCAACAUGUGGCUCGGCUAUUAGAUGCUGUGUUCAGGCUACAGCCGCAGUAUGAAAGAGACACAGCUGCGGCUAUAGCAUUCGUAAAAGAGGCUUUCAAAUACAUAAUACUUCAAGUAAAUAAAGACUACGACAGUGAUGAACCGCUUAACCUUCCUGAAACUUUCAAAGGCUUCAGCGAAAUUAGGCGGCCCUCAGGUAGCACUAAAGACAAGCUGACGCAAGACGUCCUUCAGGACCUCGUCCUGCAUGUACUGGACACCGCGCUCACGCUCAGGAUAUUUAUAGAGACAUACCCCAAUGCGGUGCACAUAUACAGGAAAACUAAUUUAAUUUUAACUAUAGUCCAGCUGUACGAGUACGGCAUACCGCAGCUGUACGAGCGGCUGGGGGCGGGGCAGACAGCGCAUGGGGCGGGGCCGGGGGCGGGGCAGACUGAGGGGCACCUAGAGCUGGCUCGCGCUGAGCUCAUCAACAUACUCAGAGAGAUGCUGGCCGUCUACAAGAACAAUAUAUUCAGUGGCGAAGGUAGUAUAGCAAGUCAUGUGGAAGACUUUCUUUCGCUGGUUCUGGAGGUGCUGGCGGAGAAGCUGCUCAUCAGAGACUAUCACCUCUGCUACCCGCUGAACGACGACCUGGAGCUGCUGCGGCAGGCCUACCCCGACAUUGAUACAGUGAAAACAGAUUUUAUAUUACAAGCGAUAUAUUCUAAUUUAGAGGAGCCUUUACCUGACGAUAUAUUAAUAAAUAACGCGAAUUUAACAAACGGCCAUGUUGAGAGCGCAGACAGUGAGCAGCGCGCGCUGCCCGCUCCGACCAUAGACAACGAGAUACCAGAUAAUAUAAGAGAGGAAUCCUUAAUUACUGAAGUUAAAGAUAUUCUGCCACAUUUAGGAGAUGGUUUUAUAUUGAAAUGUUUACAACAUUACGGAUUUAAUGCAGAGAGAGUUAUUAAUAGCUUAUUAGAAGAUAAUUUGGCAGAACCCUUAAAAGCACUAGACCGGUCCCUGCCCAUCAUCCCCGCGGACGUGGUAGACCAGAAGUUCCUGGAGACGGGCAUCCAGCGCCUCAACGUGUUCGACGGCGACGAGUUCGACUUGAUGACGCGCGACGACGUCGACCUCAGCCGCGUGCACCUCGGCAAGCGCCGCGCACACCACAAGGACCUCGCGCAGCUGCUCGACGACAAGGCCCACGUCAGGACCAGCCGCGAUAUCUACGCUAAGUACAGCCUGGUGUGCGACGAGGUGGCGAUGUACUCGGACGAGUACGACGACACGUACGAGGCGGAGGCGCCGCACGUGUCGGAGGCGGAGGCGGAGGACGCACGUCGCCCCUUCGUGACGCCGCGGGUGCUCGCGCAGAGACCAGAGACUGAAUCAGAGGAAGAAGAAGAGGAGACGCAGAAGGAGCAAGAAGUAGCGAGUGCAAGUAGGAAUAAGCUAGACUUCUGUGUGAACCCCGAGGAGGUGCGCGCGCGGCGCGAGGCGGCGUGGCAGGCGCGGCGCGGCGCGGCGCGGGGAGCGCGAGGAGCGCGUCAGCCGCCACGAAACAUGGACGUGGUGGGCAAGGCGCGGGGCCAGGGUCAGGACAAGGAGGUGGUGGCCAACAGGGAGCGCAAGGAGAAGCACAAGUCCUCUCGCGCCAACCACAACCGCCGCCAGGGCGCGCAGGCCAAGCGCAGCCGUGCCAUGGUGCCCUCCUAGCCACGCCACACACCCACCCCAAUGCCACACCACAUUGCCACACCUGUCGGCCAAUGCCACACCUGUCGGUCAAUGCCACUUUGUUAUUUAUUGAACCAUUGUUAUUGAUAAUUGAAAUGUCACGAAAACAAUAAAAUGUCCUCCAUAGAGUAAAUAAAAAACCAUAGAUUACACCUAACAUGUCCAAUAAUGACAAUGUCUAUGGUGACUGAAAUAACCGACGACUUUUAGAAAUGCCUUAAAAUAAUAACACAAUAACAUUUUAUACCUUUUGUAUGCAUAUAGAAGUUUUUUGCCUUAUUGCAAAUGCACAAUAAAAAUACUAAUGUACAAAUACACAGAUAUAUUAAAACUAUCGGUUUAUAUACUGACAACUUCAUUAUACCUGUUAUUGUUAAAAAUAACUAACAAUUCAAAUCCAAUUGAAAUACGUAAAUUUACAUUUGUUGACUUUUAACAAUUGUACAAUUUACAAUAUUUAGGGUCUGUUCCACUAUUAUAAAUAU
Molecule: messenger RNA, 2880 nt
Organism: Papilio polytes (common Mormon)
Lineage: Eukaryota; Metazoa; Arthropoda; Insecta; Lepidoptera; Papilionidae
Product: activating signal cointegrator 1 complex subunit 2
Exons: 13
Coding region: 125-2374 (749 amino acids)
Biological process (GO): regulation of DNA-templated transcription
Molecular function (GO): ubiquitin binding
Source: RefSeq, a predicted model, not a curated record